Messenger RNA from Solanum verrucosum, 1451 nucleotides. Its product is annotated as serine/threonine-protein kinase AFC1. NCBI's taxonomy places the organism in Eukaryota, Viridiplantae, Streptophyta, Magnoliopsida, Solanales, Solanaceae. Bases 62 to 1366 code for a protein of 434 amino acids. Gene Ontology annotation, molecular function: protein kinase activity; ATP binding. Gene Ontology annotation, cellular component: nucleus. Gene Ontology annotation, biological process: protein phosphorylation. The record is from RefSeq and is a predicted model, not a curated record. The transcript is spliced from 12 exons.
CAGAAAAUCCAUCAAAUUUUCGAUUCAAUUCUUGCUGCUGAUUACUAUACAGAUAACAAUUAUGGAGAUUCAAGCAUUAAUGGAGUUUCCACGGAGAAAUAUAGAUAAGCGACCUCGGAAACGGCCUCGUUUGACAUGGGACGUAGGGCCUCCAAUUCCACCAAUUCUAAAGGUUCUUCCAACAAUAUACUGCGGGCAAGAGUUCAGAAAUGGAGCAGGGAUGAAUUAUGCUUAUUCUUCAAUAUAUUACAAAGGGAUCCCUCAUAAUGGAUCCCCUCCUCAGAGACCGGAUGAUAAAGAUGGCCACUAUGUGUUUUUCAUUGGGGAGAACUUAACUCGUCGUUAUAGGAUACUUAGCAAGAUGGGGGAAGGAACUUUUGGACGGGUCCUUGAAUGCCUCGACAAUGAAACAAAGGAACUUGUGGCAAUUAAAGUUGUUCGCUCAAUACAUAAAUAUCGAGAAGCAGCAAUGAUCGAGAUAGACGUUCUACAGAAACUUGUCAGGCACGAUCUUGGUGGCAAACGUUGUGUGCAAAUAAGGAAUUGGUUUGACUAUCGUAAUCAUAUAUGUAUUGUUUUUGAGAAGCUUGGUCCAAGCUUAUACGAUUUUCUUCGCAAAAACAGCUACCGUUCAUUUCCCAUUGAUCUUGUCCGAGAGUUCGGAAGACAACUUUUGGAGUCUGUAGCAUUUAUGCAUGAUUUGCGACUGAUUCACACUGAUCUGAAGCCAGAAAAUAUUCUCCUUGUUUCAUCGGAGUACAUUAAAGUUCCAGAUUACAAGUUUCUGCUGCGACCUGCAAAAGAUGGUUCCUACUUCAAGAAUGUGCCAAAGUCAAGUUCUAUUAAGCUCAUUGACUUCGGCAGUACAACAUUUGAACAUCAGGAUCAUACUUAUGUGGUGUCUACACGUCAUUACCGUGCUCCGGAGGUUAUCUUAGGUCUUGGAUGGAACUAUCCCUGUGAUAUGUGGAGUGUAGGUUGCAUACUUGUUGAGCUUUGCUCUGGUGAGGCUCUUUUUCAAACACAUGAGAACUUGGAGCAUCUUGCGAUGAUGGAAAAGGUGCUAGGGCCUCUUCCUCAGCACAUGGCUGUAAGAGCUGACCGCCGUGCUGAGAAAUACUUUAGAAGUGGUGCAAGGUUGGAUUGGCCAGAACGUGCAACUUCAAGUGAAAGUAUGAGGGCCGUCUGGAAAUUGCCUCGUCUCCCGAACCUGAUAAUGCAGCAUGUGGAUCACUCUGCUGGAGAUCUCAUAGAUCUUUUGCAAGGGCUGCUUUGUUAUGACCCAACAGAACGGCUGAAAGCUAGAGAAGCAUUACGGCACCCCUUCUUCAGUAGAGACCUGAGAAGGUGUGGUUAUCCAAUGUAAUUGACAACCUUUUAUUUUCACGUGUGUUUCAGUUAAAAAUAUGUGUGAAUGAGCCCUUAUAAUGAAAUAUCCUCUUCUCUCUCUA